Aplysia californica (California sea hare) is the source of this 1056-nucleotide messenger RNA. Its product is annotated as thioredoxin reductase-like selenoprotein T. The record is from RefSeq and is a predicted model, not a curated record. Gene Ontology annotation, biological process: cell redox homeostasis. The transcript has 5 exons. NCBI's taxonomy places the organism in Eukaryota, Metazoa, Mollusca, Gastropoda, Aplysiida, Aplysiidae. Gene Ontology annotation, cellular component: endoplasmic reticulum membrane. Gene Ontology annotation, molecular function: thioredoxin-disulfide reductase (NADPH) activity.
GAAUUUAUUCAUUUCACAAGUCAAAAUGGCCGACUUCGGCCAACUCCCGUUUUAUGCCCUGUGUGUGGGUUUGCUGUUUUUAACAUACAGAGAUUUCACCUCGUCGCAAGAAUCUUACUCUGUACAGAAAGACAUCAAAGCUCCAAAGCUUUCAAAUUUUGCUGGUCCCACGCUUAAAUUUAUGUUUUGCUACACCUGAGGGUACCGGAAGGUGUUUGAGCAGUACGCUCAAGCACUUCACGAGAGGUUCCCGGCACUGACGAUUGUUGGCGACCAUUACCCGCCUCCAGUGGUCCGGUCGAGCCUCGCUCAGGCUCUCGGAAUCAUCAAGUUUAUCCUCAUUGGCCUCGUUGUGACAGGAUACAAUCCAUUCCCCUCCCUCAACCUACAGACACCAAGUAUUUAUACUUGGGCAACAGAAAACAAGCUCUACGCCUGCCUCAUGUUGUUUUUCAUCUCAAAUGCCAUUGAAGGGCAGUUGAUUUCUACUGGUGCUUUCGAAAUAUCAUUCAAUGAUGUUCCAAUUUGGUCAAAGUUAGAAACGGGCCGCAUUCCAUCUCCCAGUGAAAUGUUUCAAAUGAUUGAGAACAAUCUCCGAUAUGUACAGUCGAAUUCGUAGCUCAAAAUGUGAUGAGGAACCAUUUGACCAGGAAGUUCAGCAUGAGCACCCAGCAAGACAGCUAAUCACCAACUGACCUGGAUCCGUGCAGACUUAAGUCCCAAUGAAGGUCGUCACUGAAAGUAGAUCCAUCUGCCUGUGAGGACUGGAUGUCUUGAUUUGAAGUCUCCUGGACAGAGGCCACCAGGAAUUUCCUGUCUUACCUGCUUUCUUCUGCUGCAUUUCUUGGUUCGAGUAGUUUCUGUGAAGUUAAUCACAGCUCAGAAGAGAAAGGAAUGAAAGGUGUGAAGUUGAAAGAGCGAGUGGGUUUUGGUUUUGUUUUGUUUUUUUACUUCAUUUUGACUGGAUGUGUGCACCCUACUCAGAGUUUGUGAUUUGUGGGAGCGUCGAAUGGUUUGUGUGGGUAUGUUUGGUUAUUGAGAGAGAGAGAGAAAAAA